Molecule: messenger RNA, 1899 nt
Organism: Talaromyces proteolyticus
Lineage: Eukaryota; Fungi; Ascomycota; Eurotiomycetes; Eurotiales; Trichocomaceae
Product: glycerol-3-phosphate dehydrogenase
Exons: 2
Coding region: 1-1899 (632 amino acids)
Biological process (GO): glycerol-3-phosphate metabolic process
Cellular component (GO): glycerol-3-phosphate dehydrogenase (FAD) complex; mitochondrion
Molecular function (GO): glycerol-3-phosphate dehydrogenase (quinone) activity
Source: RefSeq, a predicted model, not a curated record
AUGGCGUCCCGGUCGACAUCGCAUCGGUUUCUGCGAUACGCUGCCACUGCCUCCGCGGUCACGGUUGUUGGGUCAGUGGCAUUGUACAACUUCCGGAGCCGGCGACCGCUCGAGAUAGAUUAUUCCAUCGUGCCAUCCUUCCUCGCAAAUCCGCCGCGAUUCCCGAAAAUAACACCUCGGAACGAGCAGAUCGCGGCCCUGAAAAAGAGCAGCAGUGCUAAUCCGGAUGCUGUUUACGAUUUAUUAGUGAUUGGCGGCGGUGCUACCGGGACAGGUAUUGCUCUAGAUGCAGCAACCCGUGGCUUCAAAGUCGCUUUGGUUGAGCGCGAUGAUUUCAGCAGUGGUACGAGCAGCAAGAGCACAAAACUUGUGCAUGGUGGCGUGAGGUACUUGGAGAAGGCCGUCAAAGACCUGGACUAUGAACAGUAUAAGCUGGUUUGUACGGCACUCAAAGAGCGGCGGUACUUCCUCGAUAUUGCACCACAUCUAUCGCAAUCUCUGCCAAUGCUACUACCAAUCAAACACUGGUGGGAGGCACCGUAUCUUUGGAUCGGGACGCAGCUGUAUGAUCUGUUGGCCGGCUCUGAAGGAUUGCACUCCUCGUAUUUCAUGCCACGUGGGAAAGCCAUCCAGGAGUUUCCCACGCUAGAUGCGAGUAGGAUUGUAGGGGGUCUGAUUUAUUACGACGGCCAGCAUAAUGAUUCGCGGAUGAACGUAUCACUAGCAAUGACGGCUGCCGUGUACGGCGCGACGGUGGCCAAUCAUAUGGAGGUGACUGCUUUGGAGAAGGAUGCAGAUGGAAUUAUAUGUGGUGUUAAGGUGAAAGACUGUCUUUCUGAUGACGAGGAGUUUCUGGUCAAAGCACGAGGCGUCAUCAACGCUACUGGGCCGUUUGCAGAUUCAAUCCUACAGAAAGACCAGCCCUCCAUGAAGGAGAUAAUUAUGCCUAGCAGUGGCGUGCAUAUUGUGCUACCUGACUGGGUUGGACCCAAAAGUCUCGGGCUCAUUGAUCCUUCGUCAGAUGGGCGUGUCAUAUUCUUAUUGCCAUGGCAGGGAAAAAUGGUGGCUGGAACCACCGACCAGGCGUGCAAGAUCGAGCAAGAGCCAAUUCCCGAGGAGGAGGAAGUAAACUGGAUUGUCGGGGAGGUCAACCGACUUUUAGCUCCAGGUGUUACCCUCAAACGGUCCGACGUGCUAGCUACAUGGUCAGGAAUUCGCCCCCUUGUUCGCGAUCCUACGGCAAAAAAUACGGAGUCCCUUACCCGUAGCCAUCUGAUUACCGUCUCUGACUCCGGUUUGUUGACCUGUGUAGGCGGAAAAUGGACAACAUACCGCGAAAUGGCCGAAGACGCCGUCGAUACCGCUAUCAAAGCAUUUGGACUAAGGCCGCAAGGACUAGGCUCAGUUCCUCACGUUGGUGGAUUUGAAGCGACUGCUGAAAAGAUUCUAGAUGGUUCUUGCCAGACUCAACAUCUGCGAGUCAUUGGUGCUCACGGCUAUUCCCCGAAACUUCGUGAUGAUUUACUCCAGCGUUUUGAAUUAACUUCCGAUGUAGCUGAUCAUCUGGCACACUCUUAUGGAGACCGUGCCUGGGAAGUUGCAUCACUCUCAUCAUCAUCUAAUUUGACCCAACGCAUUGCAGGGGACGACCUCCCGUUUGUAGAUGGUGAGGUGCGCUACGCAAUCCGCAACGAGUACGCAAUGACGGCAGCGGAUAUUAUAGGCCGACGCAUGCGUCUAGCUUUCAUAGAUGUGCAGGCGGCGCUGAAGGCCCUUCCUACUGUGAUUUCCAUCAUGGGAGAUGAAUUGAGGUGGAAUGAAAAGAGGAAACAGCAGGAGUUUAAAGAAGGAGUCAGAUUCUUGCGAUCUAUGGGAUUGCGAGAAGAAGUAGCCGUGUAA